AGGGGACAAAACAUCCAAACCAUAUGAAGCUCUCACCCAAGGCUGGACUGUCCACUCAAAGUGGCACCCCAGGGUCACUGGCCACCAAUUCUUUGGGUCAGUGAUGUGGGCAUCUUGGAAUGAACGCACAGGAUUUCAUGGAGAUCAAGUCAGGAGAGCUGGAAUUUGGAAACAGUGGAUGGGGGAGGGCUAUCAUCAUCCAGUCUCUGCCGGGCACUCAUCCAGCCCUGCCUCUGACUCAGCCUGAGGACGAGGCACUGGGUCCAGGGGCUGGCCACCAACUAGGUGGGGCUGUCCAUGGAGGUUAACAACACUGCCCUUUAGAGAUUGGUGGUGACAAAGGGCAGGGACCUCAUUCCACUUUCUGAAGCUUCUGUCCAACCAGUUGUAAGGAGAAUGGAGACAACAGUGAGAGUGGAGUCUGGGGUCCUGGUCGGGGUGGCCUGUCUGCUCCUGGCAUGCCUUGCCACAGCCCGUGGGCCUGAAGUUGCUCAACCUGAAGUAGAUACCACCCUGGGCCGUGUGCGAGGCCGGCAGGUGGGCGUGAAGGGCACAGACCGCCUUGUGAAUGUCUUCCUGGGCAUUCCAUUUGCCCGGGCGCCACUAGGCCCUGACCGGUUCUCAGCCCCAUCCCCAGCACAGCCCUGGGAGGGUGUGCGGGAUGCCAGCACUGCGCCCCCAAUGUGCCUGCAAGAUGUGGAGAGAAUGAACAACAACAGAUUUAUGCUCAACGGAAAACAUCAGAUCUUCUCUGUUUCGGAGGACUGCCUGGUCCUCAACAUCUACAGCCCAGCUGAGGCCACCAUAUGGGCCAGGAGGCCGGUCAUGGUAUGGUUCCAUGGAGGCUCUCUGGCAAUUGGCGCUGCCUCCUCCUAUGAUGGAUCGGCCCUGGCUGCCUAUGGGGAUGUGGUCGUGGUUACCGUCCAGUACCGCCUCGGGGUCCUUGGCUUCUUCAGCACCGGGGAUGAGCAUGCACCUGGCAACCAGGGCUUCCUAGAUGUGGUGGCUGCUCUGCGCUGGGUGCAGGGAAACAUCACCCCCUUCGGGGGUGACCUCAACUGUGUCACCAUCUUUGGUGGAUCCGCUGGUGGAAUCAUUGCCUCUGGCCUGGUCCUGUCCCCAGUGGCUUCGGGGCUGUUCCACAGAGUCAUCACACAGAGCGGGGUCAUCACCAUGCCAGGGAUAAUGAAGUCUCACCACUGGCCCCUGGCUCAGAACAUUGCAAACUCCAUGGCCUGCAACUCCAGCUCCCCAGCUGAGAUGGUGCAGUGCCUUCGGCAGAAGGAAGGAGAAGAGCUAGUCCUUAGCAAGAAGCUGAAAAUUACUAUCUAUCCUUUGACCGUCGAUGGCACUGUCUUCCCCAAAAGCCCCAAGGAGCUCCUGAAGGAGAAGCACUUCCACUCGGUGCCCUUCCUCAUGGGUGUCAACAACCAUGAGUUCAGCUGGCUCAUUCCCAGGGGCUGGGGUCUCCUGGAUACAAUGGAACAGAUGAGCCGGGAGGACACGCUGGCUUUCUUGACACCCUUCUUGAGCAGUCUGGAUAUGCCCCCUGAGAUGCUGCCCACCAUCAUAGAUGAAUACCUAGGCAGCGACUUGGAUCCACAAGCCAAACGCCAGGCCUUCCAGGAAUUGAUGGGUGACAUGCUCUUCAAUGCGCCCACCUUCAGUUUUUCAAGACACCUUCGAGAUGCUGGGAGCCCUGUAUUUUUCUAUGAGUUCCAGCAUCGACCCAGUUCCUUUGCGAAGAUCAAGCCUGCCUGGGUGAAGGCUGAUCAUGGGGCUGAGACCGCUUUUGUGUUUGGAGGUCCCUUCCUCAUGGAUGAAAGCUCCCUCCUGGCCUUUCCAGAGGCCACAGAGGAGGAAAAGCAACUAAGCCUCACCAUGAUGGCCCAGUGGACCCACUUCGCCCGGACAGGGGACCCCAAUAGCGAGGGUUUGCCUCCUUGGCCCCGAUUCAACCAGGUGGAACAAUAUCUGGAGAUCAACCCAGUGCCACAGGUCGGACAGAAGUUUAAGGAGGCCCGCAUGCUUUUCUGGUCAGAGACGCUCCCCAGCAAGAUUCAACAAUGGCACCAGAAGCAGGGCAGAAAGGCCCAGGAGGAGCUCUGAGGCCGAACCUGAACCUUCUUGGCUGGGUGGUGGCACAGUCCCAACAGGACAGCUCACUUCUCCCCCUGCUGAGACUUUAACCUCAACCAGGUGUACAUGGGGUCCUGUUUAAGUAACUUGUCCCUGGUCAUGUACCUAAUAAGUCACAGAGCUGGAAUUUGAACCCAAGAAGUCAGACUCCAAAACUCUUUAAACUGUCACAUAUAAAGACAA
This is a messenger RNA of Saimiri boliviensis boliviensis (Bolivian squirrel monkey), 2322 nucleotides long. It is a transcript of the gene CES3, whose product is annotated as carboxylesterase 3. Lineage: Eukaryota; Metazoa; Chordata; Mammalia; Primates; Cebidae. The record is from RefSeq and is a predicted model, not a curated record.